Messenger RNA from Plenodomus lingam JN3, 1761 nucleotides. The record is from RefSeq and is a predicted model, not a curated record. NCBI's taxonomy places the organism in Eukaryota, Fungi, Ascomycota, Dothideomycetes, Pleosporales, Leptosphaeriaceae.
AUGCUUGGUGCGUCCACCUCCGCAGCUGGGACUGAUAAUGUCUCCAUGCUGCGUACCAUUAUUGCUACUGGCUGCUUCGUGUGGUUUGUCGUAGUCUGGUGUGUCUGCGCCAUUGGCUUCACACAACUAUUCCGCUACUACUGGAGAAGGCCACAGCCGGCAAUAUGCAUUACCCAGCUGGCUGCAGAGCAAGUUCCUCACGUCACCGUCAUACGCCCUGUCAAGGGUCUCGAUCCCCGCCUGUAUGAGUGCCUCUCCGCCAGUCUCCGCCAGACCUAUCCCAGAGGCAAGAUCAACACUGUCUUCUGUGUACCCGCACGGUCUGAUCCUGCGUUUCCUAUUCUCGAGCGACUGUGCAAAGAUUUCCCUGGCGCCAAUGUUGAGAUAUUGGUUGAAGAGGAGGAUCCACUGCUGCUCAAGGACCACAAUGCGCUGGGGCCCAACCCCAAAAUUCGGAAUAUGAGUCGCGCGUAUCGAGAGGCAGUAGGCGAUAUUGUGUGGAUAUUGGAUUGCAAUGUCUGGGUCGGCAAGGGUGUUUGUGGUAGGCUGGUGGACUUGCUCUGUGGCUUCAGCGAAGACAAAAACGGGAAGGGCACGACAAAAUAUAAGUUUGUGCACCAAACACCUGUUGCCAUAGACUUGGACUCACAGGAUCUCUCACUCGAAGACCGCACAGAGCUGCUAGGAGGUCGACCAGAAGAAAGCGGUGCAUCUGCGGCCAAGGCUCCCAGUGCACACGCAGAGGCACGCCAGAAUUCCAGCAGCACCAUCCAGAAACUCCUACAGCGGGGUGGAGGCCGUCUGGAUGAAGCUUUCUUGUCAUCCGCACAUGCCAAAUUCUACUUAGCCAUCAACACAGUCGCUGUAGCACCCUGCAUCAUUGGAAAAAGCAACAUGUUCAGGCGAUCGCAGCUCAACUACAUCACUUCUUCGAACCCGGAACGCGCACCGGGCAUCGAUUUUUUCUCCGACAAUAUCUGCGAAGAUCACCUGAUCGGCGAUGCACUAUGGAAACAGCCCCAAGCAUUUGAGGAACCCAGUUACAAGCCCGCAAAGGGUGAAAAGAAGGAAAAUUGGGGAAAGCACGCCAUGCUCUUUGGCGACUUUUGCUUUCAACCCAUUAGCCACACACCUGUCAUGGCCUAUCUUGACCGCCGCAUCCGAUGGCUGCGUGUGCGCAAGUUUACAGUCACAUUGGCCACAUUCGUCGAACCGGGCACGGAAAGUAUCCUCUGUGGAUUGUACGGCGCGUACGCCAUGACUACCCUGCCUUACUUUGCAAGUCUAGGCAUCAGUCCGACGUGGACUUCCUUCAUUGCCAUCUGGUUAGUCCAUAUGGCCAUGUGGUGUCUGGUCGAUUACAUCUUAUACCUCCUCCUGCACUCUGCAAAGACGGUCGAGCUAGACGCAGACACCCCGGAUUUCAUCCUACCCCAGCGCUCAUCCUCCACGUACCACCGCACUGAAGUUUCGCAGCCCCCGCUGGGCGACAAGACGCCAAAGGAUCCCAGCCUACUCGACGGCGCCAGGAGAAGCUUCUUGGAAUUCUUCUUCGCCUGGCUGUGCAGAGAGGUGGCUGCGCUUCCUGUCUGGGUCAUUGCGUUUUGGGGCGGUGUUACGGUCGAGUGGAGAGGUAGGAAGUUUUGGGUCGGUCUGGAUAUGAAGGUCCAUGAGAUAUUGCCCGAGGGGGGGAAAGAUGGCAGGGCAGAUGCUGCGAGGAAGAAAGGGAGAGUGGAGGGGAAGAAGGAUAAGAGUAGGUAG